AUGUCGAGCCCGUCCACGGGCAUCUGUGGCUGCGAAAAAUCCGCAAGCUCCCUUGCGUCUUGCCUGCCAUCCAAGGGCGUCUUCGACUUCAGCAUCCUCGCAUCUAUUAAUCAGCCGCUAAACGACCACUGGAAGCUUGUCGAGGCUUGCAAACAUCCUCUUCACAACAACGGCCUCAUCCCUACUGCUAUCAAUCUUUCGGAGACCAUCUUUUGCCUGUGCAGUGCUGCAUGUACCUCCUACGGCCUUUUUGACGGUGAUGUUGCGGCCAGUAUCGAAAAUGACAAGAUACCGAUAGCGAUGGGCCCAAACGACAACGGCAGCGCUUCUCCAUCCUGGAGAUGUUCUAAAAGCUCCAUGUCGCUGGGCAGAUUUAUCAUUCACGGCGAAGAAGAGAGUCUUCUGGCUCGACAGAUUGUCUGCGUGGCGUUGACGAAUCUGAGCACUCUGUUACGCGAGAUGAGCUCGCUCGAUAAGGACCCGGCAGACACCCUUGCAAUGAGCUCUGGGCCCGGCAACUUGUAUGGCCGCGAACUGGAUGGGCAAGUCAGCCACGCACUUUCAAGGGUUUUAUCGCUCCUAGGCAAGAUAUCUUCCGAGUAG
Microsporum canis CBS 113480 is the source of this 603-nucleotide messenger RNA. RefSeq lists its product as hypothetical. NCBI's taxonomy places the organism in Eukaryota, Fungi, Ascomycota, Eurotiomycetes, Onygenales, Arthrodermataceae. Bases 1 to 603 code for a protein of 200 amino acids. The transcript has a single exon. The record is from RefSeq and is a predicted model, not a curated record.